Messenger RNA from Closterium sp. Naga37s-1, 1890 nucleotides. The record is from the annotation of a GenBank genome assembly. NCBI's taxonomy places the organism in Eukaryota, Viridiplantae, Streptophyta, Zygnematophyceae, Desmidiales, Closteriaceae.
AUGAAUCCGAAGAAGCUCCACGAGAUUGAACGGCUCUCGUCGCUUGUAGUAGCUGCCGCGCAGCACACUGCCGCCCACAGCCCCUCCCGCAUUCACUGUUCAUCCCGCUACAGGAAUCACUGUUCCCCUGGCUCGGAUGGUUACUGUUCAUCAAAGGGCGGCAAUGUGAAAGACUCAAAUCAUGGCACUGUAACGGUGGUUGAUCUCGGCGCCGGGCAGGGAUAUUUGUCUCAGAUCCUUUCGUUUCAUUUCGGGCUGCCCGUUGUGGCAGUGGACGCGUCGCACCACCACACGCGUGUGUUGCACACGCGCGCGGCACGUGCCAGCAAGGCUUGUGGGAAAGAGGGGAGGCAGGGGAAAUGGGGGAAGGGGAAGGAGGGGAAAGAGGGCGAAUGGAGGAAAGGGGGUGAAGGCAGUGGAUUUAGGGAGAAGGAAAAGGAGGAGGAGAAGGAAAAGGAGGAGGAGAAGGAAAAGGAGGAGGAGAAGGAAAAGGAGGAGAAAGGGGUAGCAGAACCAGCGGUUGGUGCUGGUGCAGUAGCAGGCGAUAUACGGCCCUGUGCUUCUGAACCUGGAGCAGAAGCAGGUUCGGGUUUGGUGCGGAAUCCGAGGCUAGUGACUCGAACCAUAACUCUUGGCUCGGCAGCUACCACGAUUGGUGCACUGCUGAGAGGCGGUGGGGAGAGGAUGGGGGAGGAACCAUGCUUGGAGGAGGGGAAAAGAGAGGAGGGAAACGGGGGGAAAGGGAAGGAGGAGGAAAGGGAGGAUAGAACUGGAGAAAGAGAGGCGAGCAAGGCAAGAAGCAGGGAGGAGAGCGAUGCGGAUGCAGUGAGUGUGAGUGGCAUGGUAGGAAACGGCAUGGAAAGCAACGGCAUGACAGUUGACGGGAUGGAAAGAGACGGCAGAGAGGCGCAUGGCGACAGCUGCGGCUGUAGCGUGCGUGGCGUGCUGGCUGGGCUGCAUGCAUGUGGCGACCUGACAGUGAGCGCACUGCGAGCCUUUGUGCUACAGCCAGAGGAACACACGGCCUCUGAUCGUCACACCUGUCAGCCUCUCAUUGGCCGCAACGGCCGUGACCUGGCAUGCCAGAGUGCGGACAGGUGGAAGGUAACCCCUCCUGAAGAGGCAGAGGGAAACUUCGAGGUGCAUGCCUUCCGGGCGGCACUGGAGGUGCUGAUCGGGCGGCAUCGCGCAGAUAAGGACCAAGUUCCUGGUAAGUCCUCUCCCACCUCCAGCCCGCCUGCUGCUCCCUCCUCUCCUCCUCCCUCUUCUCCUCCUCCCUCUCCUCUCUCCGCUCCUCCCUCCCCUCCUCCCUCCUCUCCUCCCUCCCAUCAGCAUCACCUCGAAGCCUUCUCCUCCUACGUCCUCUCAGCGUGCCUCAAGCUGCGCAUCUCCCCAGCCCCAUCGCCAACCCUCAUCGCAAGUGUGUGGGGCGAGGUCGCUCCGCACGCCCCCCUCGUGCGCGCCUUCUGGUGCCUCCGUGCCGUGCUGGCAGGCCCGCUGGAGUCCCUGCUCGUGGCUGACCGGCUGCUGUGGCUGCAAGAAAUGGGGGGCCGGUUGAUGGUACAAGGAAAGGGGAGUGGGGCGGAGGAGGGAGAGGUUGAGAAGCAUGCGAGGGAGGAGGAGGAGGAGGAGGAGGAGGAGGAGGAGGAGGAGGAGGAGGAGGAGGAGGAGGAGGAGGAGGAGGAGGAGGAGGAGGAGGAGGAGGAGCAGGUGGGGGAGCAGCCGAAGUAUCAGGUGAAAGUAGAGGUGAAGCAGCGGGUGGGCGAUUCGGGGAGCCAUGGGUUUUGGUAUGGUGUUGUUGCUCUGUUCCAUCCGGAGACGUCGCCUCGCAACCUUGCCAUUGUGGCUCUCAAAGAUCACCAGAGGCUGCAACCGCAACCGGGGCAAUGA